AUGGACAAUGAGAAGGAUCAUAGUGCCCCCGGCGAGCAUGGUGAUGAGGACAAGAUCUCUCGCAAGUUGAGCUCUACCUCAAUUGUUACCGAUGAUGAAUGUGGCGGCGACGAUGACAAUGAUGAGAAGCGAGCUAUUUUGCUCGGCCCGCAAAUUGGGCUCAAGGAACAACUCGAGAUGGACAAGGACGACGAAAGCUUGAGGAAGUGGAAGGAGCAACUCCUUGGAAGUGUCGAUCUCAAUGAAGUUGGGGAGACACUUGACCCGGAUGUGAAGUUUCACGAGUUGAUCAUAGUGACUCCCGAUCGUCCUGAUUUAGUCUUGCCGAUUCCUUUUGUUCCUGAUUCAAAGGGUUUCGCGUUCGCGCUCAAGGAUGGUUCUCACUACCGUCUCAAGUUCUCGUUCAUCGUCUCUAACAACAUUGUUUCGGGUCUCCGAUACACUAACAUUGUUUGGAAAACCGGAGUAAAAGUUGAGAAUAACAAAGUGAUGUUGGGGACAUUUAGCCCGCAAAAGGAGCCUUACGUAUACGAACUAGAAGAAGAGAAUACUCCGGCCGGCUACUUUGCGAGGGGAUCAUACAGUGCAAAGACGAAGUUCGUGGACGAUGACGGAAAGUGCUACCUAGACAUGAACUACUACUUUGAAAUUCGGAAGGAUUGGCCAAAUUGA
Zingiber officinale is the source of this 672-nucleotide messenger RNA. Its product is annotated as rho GDP-dissociation inhibitor 1-like. Bases 1 to 672 code for a protein of 223 amino acids. The record is from RefSeq and is a predicted model, not a curated record. Gene Ontology annotation, cellular component: cytosol; cytoplasm; membrane. The transcript has 5 exons. Gene Ontology annotation, molecular function: protein binding; Rho GDP-dissociation inhibitor activity. NCBI's taxonomy places the organism in Eukaryota, Viridiplantae, Streptophyta, Magnoliopsida, Zingiberales, Zingiberaceae. Gene Ontology annotation, biological process: Rho protein signal transduction.